Messenger RNA from Trichoplax adhaerens, 633 nucleotides. RefSeq lists its product as uncharacterized. Gene Ontology annotation, molecular function: protein binding. The transcript has 2 exons. Lineage: Eukaryota; Metazoa; Placozoa; Uniplacotomia; Trichoplacea; Trichoplacidae. The record is from RefSeq and is a predicted model, not a curated record. The annotation marks the transcript as partial.
AAUCGCCCAUUGCAACCAAUGAAAAUGAAAUGGACAGCUCCAACUCCAAUGACCGAUAAACAAUUGAAGCAAAAACGGCAAGAAUUUUGGGAAACAGCGCCGGUAUAUGAAGGACGCCGAGAGAUUUGGAAUGCGCUACAAGCCGCUACUCAAACAGACGAUUUACAAUUAGCCCAGGCGAUCAUUGAUAGUGCCAAUGUUAUCCUUCCUACAGGCUCCUUAGCCAGUGCUUACGAUGAAUUGGGCAAUCAUUAUGUUUUACCGGAGUACUGUCUUAGCGAGCCAACUAACCUGAUCAGCAAUAACGGUAGUGACGAGGAAGACUCCAAUCAUCUCAUUCCGGAGAAGCAAGAUCAAAAUAUCGACGAUAUUGAUGAUAAAUUUAAAUUUUCAAUUAAAUUGAGAUUAUCCUCUAGUAAAGAGGAAAAGUUAAGAGUCCACAACUCGCAAACGAUAUUACAAGCUAAACGUCACCUGUGUGAUAUCAUAGGCGUAGAACCGCAUCAACAGCGAUGGUAUUUUUAUGGACGCAAACUGGAAGACAAAAUGAAGAUUGAAGAUUCCAAAUUAAGUAAUGGCUAUGUAGUACAAGUCGUUACUGAUGGCAUUCAACCUCCAACGCCUGUUGCUUAA